Messenger RNA from Somion occarium, 1526 nucleotides. The record is from the annotation of a GenBank genome assembly. Lineage: Eukaryota; Fungi; Basidiomycota; Agaricomycetes; Polyporales; Cerrenaceae.
ACUGCAUAUCUUUGGCCGGACGCCUCAGCACAAACUCUCCCGAGGUCAUUUACGAAGGUGGGACCAAGGUGUAAACUCAUCCCGGGCGCGCAAAAGCAGCAGAGUAUCUCUACCAACAGGCUAUGGACGGCAAUGAAUGAUAUUAGUCUCAACCGAGUGGAUGCGUAGACUGAACGAGUUGCAGCUUUCACAUCAGCCCAGACAGCGCGGAGUCUGGAGACUCUUCCAUCUCUCAGGAAAAGACGAUCUGCGAAAAAUCUAACCUUCCUAUUCCACUCAGCAGCGACACUUCAAAGAGCAGAUCAUUCAAGCAUUGAUAUUCCAUGUGACAAGGUCAUCUGAUGUCGAGGUACACGUUCAGAGAAGACUUUCGCGAUGUUAUAACAUUAUGCAUGCUUGACCAACGUUUGUGACCAACUGCUUGAAGAGCCUCGAAGAGGACGAGAGCUACGGACGGCAUAGGGUUAGGGUCGAUCGGCUUGCGCUCAGCCAUGUCGUACUCCACGGUUCCUAUUUUCUUUGCUCAGGAUGAUCCGAACGCCGACCCAUCAACUAUCGGAGCACUUCCACCACGGUUUGGACUCUUAGAUGACUCAGAAGACCGAUGGAAGACAUUUCAGUCUGCUAUUGGUUGCUUGAAUGCGGAGGCCCCAGGAGGAGUGUCCUACAAGGUAUGUUUCCUGGGUAGACACGGAGAAGGAUGGCAUAAUGUUGCUGAAGCCAAGUACGGCACCGAAGCAUGGGAUGCAUAUUGGUCGAAAUUAGACGGGGACUCUGAAAUAACAUGGGGUCCAGAUGCGCUCCUCACCCCGCUUGGAGAAACCCAAGCCCUGCAAGCUCGUGAAGCUUGGAAAUCCGAGAUCCCUAAAGGUAUACCCGUACCAGCCAAAUUCUACUCGAGCCCUCUUAGAAGGGCGCUGGAUACAUGGAAAGAGACCUUUGGCUUGCGUAGCAACGAUGCUGUACUCGAUAAGUCCAAAAGGACGGUGUUGAUCCUCGAGAACUGCCGUGAGCAGUACGGCGUCCACACCUGCGAUCGUCGAUCAACUCUUUCAUCUCUGGUUACUAUUUAUCCUCCACCCACGUAUGUGUUCGAAGAAGGCUUCGCAGAAGAAGACCCUUUGUGGCAGAAAGACGAACGAGAACCCAAACCUCAUAUCGCUGAGCGAGCUCGCGCUGUACUCGAGGUUAUAUUCAGGGAACCUGACAUUUGUUGACCGUGUCUCUAGACAUCUCCAUAACGGCUCAUAGCGGAUUCUUCAACGGUGUUUUGGCUGUUAUCGGAAGAUCUGAUUACGCACUACCGACUGGGGGGGUCUUGCCAGUCGUCGUAAAACGUACUGCGAUACCAAACUAGUGUCUUGUUUGCCCGCGGUUCUCGUUGAAUUACGACUGAUAAUCAUCCUGUGGAAUGGCACACUGUAUUACGAAUACCCUGAUACCUCUCGCAGUUCUUGGAAAUGCACUAGAAGCGCAUGUCUAUUUCGAAUAGACUUAUCACUAUACCCAGGAUCCGUUUUGGCGCG